This is a messenger RNA of Nothobranchius furzeri (turquoise killifish), 939 nucleotides long. Its product is annotated as phospholipase A2. Gene Ontology annotation, molecular function: calcium ion binding; phospholipid binding. The record is from RefSeq and is a predicted model, not a curated record. Lineage: Eukaryota; Metazoa; Chordata; Actinopteri; Cyprinodontiformes; Nothobranchiidae. Gene Ontology annotation, biological process: phospholipid metabolic process; arachidonate secretion; lipid catabolic process.
ACAGCUGACAGGUGAGGUCCCAUACCCGGUGUAUAAAGAGCCAUUCUGCGACUGACCCUCUGCCUUCCAGGAUGAACACGAUUCAGACUCUCUUUCUUUUGGCUGUAGGCCUCUCUGUAGCCCAUUCAUUGGACUACAAGGCCCUUUCCCAGUUCAGGAAGAUGAUCCUGUGUCUGAUGCCCAAUAGCUGGCCUGCUCUGGAUUACGCUGACUAUGGCUGCUACUGUGGUUAUGGAGGCUCUGGAACACCUGUCGAUGAUUUGGACAGGUGCUGUCAAGUUCAUGACAAGUGUUACAGUGAUGCCAUGCAACAUCCUAAGUGCUGGCCCAUCCUGGACAACCCUUACACCGAGUUCUACCACUACACGUGUGACAAAGAUAACAAAAAGAUCGCCUGCACUGACAAAAACAAUGAAUGUGAGAUGUUCAUCUGCGAGUGUGACAGGAAAGCUGCAGAGUGUUUCAGCCAAUCUGAAUGGAUCCCCGAACACGAGCACCUGCCGAGUGACCAGUGUCGUUAAAGCAUACCUUGCGAAGAAAUAAGUGCUUCAAAAAGAUGCGUGCACCUUUUUAACUUUGAGGACAGUUUAUCCAGAUUUUUUACCCCUUAAUUCAAAAAUGUAAUGACCUUGCAGAAUCAGACAGAAUUCGGAUAUCUACAUAAUGCCUUUCCUAAGCUGAGACUGUAAUUAUACUUUAUCCUAAACGUUCAUCUCGCACGUUUGCUGUUUGUAUCUGUUUUAACAAUCAUAUGCCUUCUAUUAACCAUCGAUGUUUUUUUAACCAUCGCUCGUUAACAUGCAGGAAGACAAGGAAAUUGUAAAAUGGAAAGGAGAUCUAUUCUGAUAAAUCUGUAGCUGUUCCCCAUCCUUUCUGCAAUCUCGUAUUUAAAAAAAACAUUAAAGAAAUGAAUAAAGCCAUUUUGUGAGGAAGAACAAA